Molecule: messenger RNA, 2954 nt
Organism: Austrofundulus limnaeus
Lineage: Eukaryota; Metazoa; Chordata; Actinopteri; Cyprinodontiformes; Rivulidae
Gene: pwp2h
Product: PWP2 small subunit processome component
Exons: 21
Coding region: 128-2869 (913 amino acids)
Biological process (GO): ribosomal small subunit assembly; maturation of SSU-rRNA from tricistronic rRNA transcript (SSU-rRNA, 5.8S rRNA, LSU-rRNA)
Cellular component (GO): small-subunit processome; Pwp2p-containing subcomplex of 90S preribosome
Molecular function (GO): protein binding
Source: RefSeq, a predicted model, not a curated record
CGCAACGCACAUGUGUAGGCAGAAGAAGAAGCAUGUGUAGCAUUAGUGGUCUAUUCAUUCUUUUACCAAUAUAGAUGCGAAAUUACAACGGAAAUAAAUGAGCUCAGAAUAAAAACGUUUUAGCAAAAUGAAGUUCGCUUACAAGUUUUCUAAUUUGCUCGGAGCAGUUUAUCGUCAGGGAAACCUGAAUUUCUCCAAAGAUGGCAACGCGGUGAUCAGUCCAGUUGGAAACAGAAUCUCAAUCUUUGAUUUGAAGAACAAUACAUCUGAGACAUUACCUAUAUCUACCACAAAGAAUAUAACGUGUGUGGGUCUCUCUCCUGACGGGAACUUGGCGAUCGUGGUGGACGAAGAUGGAGCAGCGCUGCUGGUCAGUCUCAUCACUCGAGCCGUCCUUCAUCACUUUCACUUUCACAAACCCGUCAGCAGCAUCCGCUUCUCACAUGACGGCAGGAAGUUUAUUGUCACAAAGGGGAACGUAGCGCUGAUGUACCACGCUCCAGGGAAGCAGCGGGAGUUUAACGCCUUCGUUUUGGACAAGAGCUACUACGGUCCGUACGAUGAGACGACCUGCAUCGACUGGACAGACGAUUCCAAGUGUUUUGUAGUGGGCAGUAAAGACAUGUCGACAUGGGUGUUCGGUGCAGAACGCUGGGCCAACCUGAUCUGUUACUCUUUGGGUGGACACAAGGACCUCAUCGUGGGCUGUUUCUUUGAGCAGGACAGUUUAGAUCUGUACACGGUGAGCCAGGAUGGGACGUUGUGCAUCUGGGAGAGCAACACUGAGCUGGAUGGUCUCGUGCUGCAAAAACACAAGGACAAACCCAAGCCUCGACGACAAGAUGAGGAGGAGGAAGAGGAGGAGGACAUGGGGGAGAAAGAGGAAGGGGAGGUGAUCAGAGGGACAGCUGAAACUCCAAAAAGCAAAGAUGAAACCAAGCAUGUUCGAUACAAGCAAAGGAGCAAACAUUUCUUCAACAAAGAGGGAGAUUUCAACAAUCUGACAGCUGCUGCCUUUCACAAACCCACUCACAUCCUGGUCACGGCCUUUGCCUCCGGGAUCUUCCACCUACAUGAACUGCCAGAGUUUAACCUGAUUCACUCUCUGAGUAUUUCAGACCAGAGGAUUGCCUCGGUGGCCUUCAACAGCUCUGGAGACUGGAUUGCAUUCGGAUGCUCACGAAUGGGUCAGCUGUUAGUGUGGGAGUGGCAGAGUGAAUCGUACGUCUUCAAGCAGCAGGGACACUUCAACAACAUGGCUGCCCUGGCUUAUUCACCAGACGGACAGUACAUCGUCACAGGAGGGGAUGAUGGGAAAGUCAAAGUGUGGAACACCAACAGCGGCCACUGCUUCGUGACGUUCACCGAGCACUCCAGCAGCAUCACAGGCGUCACCUUCACCUCCAGCGGCUUCGUCAUCAUCAGCGCCUCUCUGGACGGGACGGUCAGAGCGUUCGACCUGCACAGGUACCGAAACUUCAGGACGUUCACGUCUCCUCGUCCCGCGCAGUUCUCCUCCCUGGCUGUGGAUGUCAGCGGGGAGCUGGUGAGCGCUGGAGCUCAGGACUCCUUCGAGAUCUUCUUGUGGUCCAUGCAGACCGGCAGACUGCUGGAGGUCCUCGGAGGACACGAGGGUCCGGUCAGCUCUUUGUGCUUCAGUCCAGUUCAGUCCAUUCUGGCCAGCGCCUCCUGGGACCGGACCAUCCGGCUGUGGGACAUGUUAGACAGCUGGCAGGUCAAAGAGACACUUCGCCUCACAUCUGAUGGUUUGUGUGUGACGUACCGCCCUGACGGUCAGGAGUUAGCCGUGGCCACUCUGAAUGGAGAGAUCUCCUUCUGGAACCCUCAAACAGCCGCGCAAACCGGCUCGCUGGCCGGACGCCACGACCUGCAGACGGGCCGCAAAGACACGGACAAAAUCACUGCCAAGCAGUCCGCCAAGGGCAAAUCUUUUACCUCACUGUGUUACUCUGCGGACGGGGAGUCUGUUUUGGCGGGAGGACAGUCGAAGUUUGUCUGCAUUUAUAACGUCAAGGAGCAGAUGCUGGUGAAGAAGUUUGAGAUCUCCUGCAACCUGUCGUUUGAUGCCAUGGAGGAGUUCCUGGACAGGAGGAAGAUGACAGAGUUUGGGAGUUUAGCUCUGGUGGAUGAAGGAGCUGGUGACGGAGACGAGGUCAACAUCAGCCUGCCAGGAGUCCGGAGAGGCGACAUGAGCUCUCGUCACUUCAAACCUGAGAUCAAAGUCAGCUCACUGCGGUUUUCUCCAACCGGUCGUAGCUGGGCCGCCACCACCACCGAGGGCCUGCUGGUCUACUCCCUCGACAGCUCUCUGGUGUUCGACCCGUACGAUCUGGACCUGGACGUGACGCCCACCAGCAUUCGCAAGCAGCUCCGCCUCCAGCAGUGGGUGUCGGCCAUCGUCCUGGCAUUCAGACUCAAUGAAAAGGACCUCAAGCAGGAAGUCCUGGAGACGGUGCCACACGAUCAGAUCCCGGUGGUUUGUGGGUCUCUGCCUGAUGUUUACGUGGAGAAGCUGCUGGGCUUCGUGGCGCAGUGCUUGGAGGCGUCGAGCCACCUGCAGUUCUACAUGACCUGGGCUCAGAACCUGCUCAUGCUGCACGGUCAGAAGCUGAAGAACAGGUCCGGCUCCAUCCUGCCCACCCUGCAGGCGCUGCAGAAGAGCAUCCAGAGACACUUUGACAAUCUGUCCAAACUCUGUGACUUCAACAUGUAUAAUAUCCGUUACGCCGUGGCGCUCUCCAAGCAGAGGGGUGUGAAGAGGCCUGCUGAGGAGGAGGAGGAGGAGGAUGAAGGGUUGUCUGAGGAGAUGAGCGAGGCCUCUUUAGACGACUCAGAGAUGAUCCUGUAGUCCAGAAUGUCUCCUUUCAACAUCUGUUAAACUGUAAUGUCCUAGGCUGAUUUUUUAAAAUAAAUUUAUAUAUAAUGUGGAUAAA